CCUGUUCCGGUUGAAUGUCAAAACAAGAACACGUGUGUUUCAGAAUUGUUGUGGUCACUGGUUGAGAUAGGGACAGUUCCGUGUAUUUAUUCCAUUCCCUCCACUCUUUAUUAGUAUUUAAUUAUUUUUUUGAGAUCUGACAAUAUACAACAGCUUAACAUUGGAUGAAUAACCUCCGGGUAUCAAACUAGUCUGUACUGUAAUUACACAAUGCCAUUUAGAAAGUGGUCAAAUGCAACAUAUGUUAUAUUUUGGAUUACACUUUCUUAGUAAAGUACAAAUUCUAGUACUUUUUGAGUUGAACCCCAUCUGGGAUUCGAACUCGCAGCCUCAGAGUCACAAUUAGAAGUCGCGAUAGCUGAGCGGGUUAGGCGGCUGACUUUGUGUGCUGGUGAAUUAGGUGUCUGACUCUGAGGGUGUGAGUUCGAAUCCCGGAUGGGGCUCAACUCAAAAAGUAAUAGAAUUUGUACUUUACUAAGAAAGUGUAAUCCCAAAUAUAACAUAUGUUGCAUUAGUCUGUACUGUAGUGUUUAUGACAGUUUUUCUUCACAGACUCAGUCAAGAGAUGAUCAAAUCAACAUGUUUGUGUUCGAAAUUACACAUGUCUCAUUUGACAUUGAAGCGUUUGAAACACACAUUAAACAUCAAACAUGUCGAUGGCUUCGCAAAGAUGAUUCAUCAGGUUAAAAGGGCAGAAACUAAAGGUUUGCCUAUCAUUCAUCAUCAUGGUUAUGUCAGUGACCUGCCAAUCAAGCACCGAUUUGCUAUGAGAAAGUUUCAUGGGGUGAUGCGUUUUUUGAGAAAAGACAAUGUAAUUUCUUCCAAACAAAUACUCCAGCCUGAGCUUGUGCAACCAGAGGACUUGUUACCAGUGCAUACAGAAGACUACAUAAACAGAUUCUUCUGGGGGCAGACAACUGACAAGGAACAGCGACUCACUGGAUUCAAAUGGUCAGAGGGACUCGUUAGUCGGUGCAGGUAUGAAACAGCGGGCACAAUACUAGCAGCAGUUACAGCCAUGGAGCGGGGCCUGGCAUGUAGCACAGGGGGAGGCACCCACCACGCCUUCCCCUCCCAUGGCUCAGGGUACUGUCUUCUGAAUGACCUGGCUGUCACUGCAAGCUACAUGCUGGAACAUGGCUUUGUGGAGAGAGUUCUCAUUGUAGACCUUGACGUACACCAGGGUGAUGGCACAGCGUACAUCUUCAAAGAUGACAAGCGUGUGUUCACAUUCUCAAUGCAUUGCCAGAAUAACUUUCCCCACAAGAAGCAGCAAAGUGAUGUCGACGUUGGACUUGAUGUCGGCUGUACGGACAAAGAAUAUAUGUCAACACUUGACAGUCACCUGGGCUGGAUUGUCAACAGUUUCCAACCCGACCUUGUCCUCUAUGAUGCUGGUGUUGAUCCCCAUGAGAAAGAUGAACUUGGCAAACUCAAGAUGACAGAUCAAGGUUUGUACGACAGAGACCAUUAUGUGCUGCACUACCUCGCCUCCCGCGGUAUCCCAUGUGCCACUGUGAUAGGGGGAGGCUACUCUAAUGACCUUGAUGAACUCUCUCUCCGACACACCAUCGUACAUCGAGCUGCAACUCAGGUAUGGCAUCAGAGCAUUGCAAGUUGCUUUUGAUGUGACCAAACUGUAAAAAAUGACCAGGUUCGAGGGGUUGACAGAGCAGAUUGUACCUUCUG
Messenger RNA from Haliotis rubra (blacklip abalone), 1689 nucleotides. RefSeq lists its product as uncharacterized. The transcript has 7 exons. NCBI's taxonomy places the organism in Eukaryota, Metazoa, Mollusca, Gastropoda, Lepetellida, Haliotidae. Gene Ontology annotation, molecular function: histone deacetylase activity. The coding region runs from base 533 to 1627 and encodes 364 amino acids. The record is from RefSeq and is a predicted model, not a curated record.